CGGUUCGGUGUAUUUAUUCCACCUAAAUGCCUGUCGAGGAUCGCAGUUGCGUAAUUGAUUAAGCGUGACAGUACAUACAACAUACCGUAUUUGCACCUACGUGCCGCGGCCGUACUUACAUGUACAUGCGCUAUGACCUUUUGUUGGGGGGAUUUGUGAAAUCUGUAUGGCGGUGACGUUUGGGACGCUUUGACGUGACUGUUGUUGCUCUUCGAACUCUACUCGUACCGUGUUGUGCACGUUCAAAAUGCGUCCAGCUUUGCGCUUUUGCAGGAUUAAUAGCGCUGUAGUCGCGUACAUUGUGUUUACGAUUAACUGUACGUCUGUAUCUUAAAAUUCCUGAAUUUCGAUCUACGUAUUGCAGACUCAAUAGUAUUUUUGGGUCUAUUACUGUUUCGCCGUUUCAUAAAGCGCGUUCUGAAAAUUUUGAGCGAAUUAUUUAGCAAUUGUUCUCGUUAGUAAUUUAUUUAUAUUAUAACAGCUGUAUUUUUUGACGCGCCGCUAGCAAUGUUUCUCAUGCGGUUGUUGAAUAGUUAUUCCAACGAUAUGAUCAAUGUUGCCAGUCAGAAUCCAGAUUUAUUCUAUUUAUCAGAUGAGAGCGCUCGGGGAUUUACCAAUUCGCUGGAUGUUUCUCCGGUGGCAGCGAAGUUUGAUGAGAUUCGCUCGUACAGUUUCGGAAGUGCCACUCAGUACAUUCGUGAUCGUGAGCGGGAUGGAGUUGGACGGAACAUCAAUCUGAAUGUAAUUCCGCCCUUCGUGCUGCCCACUCGGGACAACUGUCCUAUUUCUCCUGGCACUCGCAAACGGAUGAGCCUGCAGAACUUUGGCACCAUCAACCCCGCCUUGUAUUCACAAUCGGACAGCGACGAAAAUAUGUCAUUUCCGGAAGGGCAUCAGGGCCGGCUGUGGUUCCAGCUUGCUUAUGAACGUGAUUCGGAGAAGCUCAUUUGCACCGUGGUUAAAGCCAGAAAUCUUCCCUGUCGAGCGGAUAAGUCGCAGUGUGAUCCCUUUGUCAGACUGUCAUUGCUUCCGGAUGAGCGCCGAACGCUGCAAACCAAAGUCAAACGCAAGACCUGUGAUCCACGCUUCGAGGAAUCAUUCGUAUUUCCGAUUUCCGCUAAAACCAUCAACGAACGCAUACUGCGUUUCAGUGUCUAUGACAUUGAUCGCCGGAAAAAACAUGUGCUUAUUGGACACGCAUUCCACUCCCUGUGUGACUUUAAUGUCGCCCUGGAACAUUUUCCGGUUACCUGGAAGGAUCUCCAUAAAGAAGCCACUGAGGUUGAAAACAGUAAUUCAGUUCGGGGAGAACUGCUGGUGUCUCUUUGCUACAACGACGAUAUUCAACGUUUAACGGUCAAUAUUAUCGAAGGGAAAAGCUUGCAUAGUAAGGAGAAAGCUAGCGGCACAGAAGCCUUCGUGAAAGUGUCCCUGAUGCACCAAAGUCGCCUGCUCAAACGCUACAAAACCCAGCUGGUACAGUGCAAACCGGAAGACGACGGUGUUAUCAGCUUUUGCGAAUCAUUCCAGUUCAAGCUGCUUUCCCGAAUGUGCGAAGCAGUCAGUCUGGUCAUCCUAGCGGAAACACGCAAUAAGCUGACAAAAGAGAAACGUGCCGUUGGCCGGGUAAUUCUAGGCGGACUGAUGUUUGCUCGUGGAAAAGAACUGGAACAUUGGCAAGAAUGCAUGCAGAAAGAAAAAGAACAUGUGCAAGAAUGGCAUACUCUUGUUCAAAUGUAACCACAAUCCAAUGUA
Paramacrobiotus metropolitanus is the source of this 1755-nucleotide messenger RNA. RefSeq names its product synaptotagmin-15-like. NCBI's taxonomy places the organism in Eukaryota, Metazoa, Tardigrada, Eutardigrada, Parachela, Macrobiotidae. The record is from RefSeq and is a predicted model, not a curated record. Bases 508 to 1740 code for a protein of 410 amino acids. The transcript is spliced from 8 exons. Gene Ontology annotation, biological process: regulation of calcium ion-dependent exocytosis; regulation of dopamine secretion; cellular response to calcium ion. Gene Ontology annotation, molecular function: syntaxin binding; phosphatidylserine binding; calcium-dependent phospholipid binding.